AGCAGCUCCAGCCAAAGGAGGUCAUCAUUCGUGUUUUGGUAUCAAAGCCACAACCAACAGAUAAUCAGCUCCAAGCGUCUUGCUCUUUGGCAAAGUUGUUUAAAAAAAAAACCCUCUGAGAAAUUUCUUUCAAAAUUUCCACUCCAAAUUAUUGAAAAUCCUAUGUGUCAAUGAAUAACCGGGCCGACACCAAAGCUAAGUUAUACGCUAACAUAAGCCUAUCCAAACAUUUAUCCUCCAAGAAAGGUUCCAGAACCUCCAAUUGCGGUAACCACCUAGAAUUUUCCGUGCUAACCCUCAUCCAGAGCGUGCCCUGAUUUCUCAACACCCCUAGCAACCAAGCAAUCUAAAUUUGUCAACAUGGUCCAUAAAAAUCGUUCAUC
Stomoxys calcitrans (stable fly) is the source of this 383-nucleotide messenger RNA. RefSeq lists its product as uncharacterized. The record is from RefSeq and is a predicted model, not a curated record. The coding region runs from base 171 to 317 and encodes 48 amino acids. NCBI's taxonomy places the organism in Eukaryota, Metazoa, Arthropoda, Insecta, Diptera, Muscidae. The transcript is spliced from 2 exons.